Messenger RNA from Colletotrichum lupini, 747 nucleotides. RefSeq lists its product as uncharacterized. Gene Ontology annotation, molecular function: monooxygenase activity; FAD binding. The coding region runs from base 1 to 747 and encodes 248 amino acids. Gene Ontology annotation, biological process: secondary metabolite biosynthetic process. Lineage: Eukaryota; Fungi; Ascomycota; Sordariomycetes; Glomerellales; Glomerellaceae. The record is from RefSeq and is a predicted model, not a curated record. The transcript has 3 exons.
AUGAAGGAUUUGAAAGACCCUCGGAUAGACGACUUGAUCGAGCAUAAGACAGUCAAAUGCUGGAUGGGCCCGAAUAAGCAUUGUGUUCUUUAUCCCAUCGGCGGUGGACAAGUAUUCAACCUUGUCAUUAUAUGCCCAGAUGACAUACCCAAAGAUAUGAGACAGGCGCCUGGGGAUGUGGAGGAGAUGCGAGCUUUGUUUGUCAGCUGGGAUGAAAGACUGAUAAAAAUGCUGUCAUGUGUCCCGUCCGUUUUAAAAUGGAAGCUGUGUCACCACGAAGAAUUGCAAUCGUGGAGGAAGGGCCCCAUAGCCUUGCUUGGCGAUGCAUGCCAUCCAACACUGCCAUAUCAAGCGCAGGGCGCAGCAAUGGCGGUAGAAGAUGGCGCUGUUCUGGGAAAGCUGCUUGGGCAGUUGGAGAGCUCAGGUCUAUAUCAUGAUCGGACCAGAGACACUGUACUGGGCAUGUUGGAGAUCUACGAGAACUUACGAAAGUCCAGGACCACCAUCAACGUUCAGGGAGCAAGGUCAAAUCAGCGUGCAUAUCAUUUGCCAGAUGGCCCCAUUCAGGAGUCAAGGGAUGCUUGGCUAAGGUCUGAACCUAGAGGAGCUUCACCCGAUGGUUUCACUCUCGCUGACACGGCCUACCUCGAAGUUAUUCUGGGAUUUGAUGCCUUGGAGGAAAGUGUCGAUGCUUUCGAGCAUUGGAAAGCUGGCCAGUCACAAACUUUGCCGAGAUACAAUUUGUAG